Messenger RNA from Nelumbo nucifera (sacred lotus), 991 nucleotides. RefSeq names its product glucan endo-1,3-beta-glucosidase-like. Lineage: Eukaryota; Viridiplantae; Streptophyta; Magnoliopsida; Proteales; Nelumbonaceae. Gene Ontology annotation, molecular function: hydrolase activity, hydrolyzing O-glycosyl compounds. Gene Ontology annotation, biological process: carbohydrate metabolic process. The record is from RefSeq and is a predicted model, not a curated record.
UGCAUUGGAAACAUAACAAAUCUUGAGCUUUUUCUUCCUCUUUAGUCUCUACUACUCACUCUUUAUGACUAUGUGCUGCUUUGCAAGAAGAAACAGCCAUUCUAUGGCUGCUGCUUCAGUGCUUGUUAUUGGCCUGUGCCUGUUAAUGUUUUCUGCAUCCUUGGCAGGUGCACAAUCGAUUGGUGUGUGCUAUGGAAUGCUAGGUAACAACUUACCACCACCCAAUGAGGUUGUGGCUCUCUAUAAAGCCAAUAAUAUACAGAGGAUGAGGCUUUACAGUCCAAAUCGAGAUGCUCUUCAGGCUCUCAAAGGCUCCAACAUUGAAGUAAUGCUUGACGUCCCUAACAGUGAACUUCAGCGUGUGGCCGGCGACAACCCCACUCCGGCGUUUGAUUUUGUCUAUGGAAAUGUGGUAGACAACAGAGACGCUAUCAAAUUCAAGUAUAUAGUUGUCGGUAAUGAAGUCCCUCCCCAAGAUUUCAAAUAUGUCCUCCCAGCCAUGAGAAACAUUCAGAGAGCAGUUGAAGCAGCUGGGUUACAAAACCAAGUCAAGGUGACAACUGCAACUUACUCUGGAGUCCUGGAUAAUACCUUCCCUCCAUCCAAUUCCGUCUUCAAAGCUCAAUAUCUGCAAUACAUGCGGCCUAUCGUUGGCUUCCUAGCUGAAAAAGGGUCACCACUAUGUGCUAAUAUCUAUCCUUACUUCAGUUACAUCGGGAACCCAGCUUCUAUUAGGCUUGAUUAUGCCUUGUUUACUGCCCCAUCGGAUGUGGUACAUGAUGGUCAGCUUAGAUACCGGAACCUUUUUGAUGCCCUCUUGGAUUCUAUGUAUGCUGCUGUUGAGAAGGCAGGCGGGGGCUCUGUGAAGAUUGUUGUAUCGGAGAGUGGUUGGCCAAAUGCUGGUGAAUCUGCAGCAACAACGCCGAAUGCACAGACUUAUUUGAACGGGCUGAUCCGACAUGUGAAAGGAGGUACUCCCAGAAGGCCAAAU